Nicotiana tabacum (common tobacco) is the source of this 1272-nucleotide messenger RNA. The record is from RefSeq and is a predicted model, not a curated record. Lineage: Eukaryota; Viridiplantae; Streptophyta; Magnoliopsida; Solanales; Solanaceae.
CACAAGUUGAUAAUUCCCCCACCAGAACUCUUUAACACCAUAAAUAUACUGUUCUAUCAACUGUGUCAGAGGUACAUGAACGUUCCAAUUCCAAUCCACAUAUAUAUAAGUCCCAACUUCAGCAAUCUCACAAACACUUUUUGGUGUUAGCUUUGGCACAUGAUUGAAUCUUGAGAAGAUGUUUGAUGUAGGGGAAUUUUCUUGUACUUCUUCAGCAGCUGCUCUUAAUUCUGCAGAGUGUUUCAGUAGUGGCAGCUUCAGCAGUUUACCAUCCUCAAAGAAGAAGAAGGUUAAUAACAAGAAUACGAGGAGGUUCAGUGAUGAGCAGAUAAAAUCAUUAGAAACCAUGUUCGAGAACGAGACUAAAUUGGAACCAAGAAAGAAACUGCAGUUAGCACGAGAACUGGGAUUACAACCUCGUCAGGUUGCAAUUUGGUUUCAGAACAAGAGAGCUCGAUGGAAAUCCAAGCAACUUGAGAGGGAUUACAAUAUACUUAAGUCCAAUUUUGAUAAUCUUGCUUCUCAGUACAACUCCUUAAAGAAAGAAAACCAAUCCUUGCUUUUGCAGUUGCAAAAGCUGAAUGAUCUGAUGCAGAAAUCCCAGAGAGAAGGGGAGCAAUACUGUUCAAUUGGCUUUGAUCAGGAGUCUUAUAACAGAGACGAAAAUACUAUUAAGAAUAAGGAAAUGGAAGGGAAGCCAAGCUUGUCUUUUGACUUAUCAGAGCGUGGAGUUAAUGGUGUAAUUUCAGAUGAUGACAGUAGCAUAAAGGCUGAUUAUUUCGGCUUAGAUGAAGAAUCUGAUCAUCUACUGAAAAUGGUAGAAGCAGGGGAUAGUUCUUUAACUUCCCCUGAAAACUGGGGUACCCUAGAGGAUGAUGGUCUCUUGGACCAGCAGCCUAAUAGUUGUAAUUAUGAUCAGUGGUGGGAUUUCUGGUCUUGAGCCAUAAUUAUUUUUGCACCAUAGACAAAAAUAUACCCAUCUAAUCGUUGGCUUUGAGGGGAAGUUUAUAACAUAUAACAGAUGCCAGGGUCUGUACAUUUGAGCACCUCAACGUCCACCAAUCCGUCGUUUUUUUCACACCAUAAGUGGCUGAGUGACAUAGUUGAGUUUACCUCAGCUUAGGGUCAUAACACUGCUCAUAUAGAGAAAAAAACUGAAUGCUUUUACCAUAAUAGAGGCUUUGCUAUCAGAAGCCCUUGUCUACUGGACAAAUGUAGUCUCUCUCAAUCUUGUACUAUUAUUAGUAGUGGAUCUCGAUAGUGGUUUGAGUA